Molecule: messenger RNA, 231 nt
Organism: Racocetra persica
Lineage: Eukaryota; Fungi; Glomeromycota; Glomeromycetes; Diversisporales; Gigasporaceae
Source: the annotation of a GenBank genome assembly
AUGGGAUCACCGACCGCAUGGAAUGUUAGCGACAUAUCAGAACAUUUAGAAGUAGAUGAGCUAAAAGAAAACAUGAUGCAUGAACAAAUUGAGAAAUCAAUUGAUGAUUUUUUGAUUACGAGAAUAAAGUUUUUGAACAGUUCGGAAAAUGAAAAAAAUUAUAUGGAUUUUGAGAAUUUGGGAGAAUCAAUGCCUAGGUCUUCAAAAAACGAAAAAGCUGAAAUAUAUUGA